Acinonyx jubatus (cheetah) is the source of this 5247-nucleotide messenger RNA. It is a transcript of the gene ZNF865, whose product is annotated as zinc finger protein 865. Bases 493 to 3756 code for a protein of 1087 amino acids. The transcript is spliced from 3 exons. Gene Ontology annotation, molecular function: RNA polymerase II cis-regulatory region sequence-specific DNA binding; DNA-binding transcription factor activity. NCBI's taxonomy places the organism in Eukaryota, Metazoa, Chordata, Mammalia, Carnivora, Felidae. Gene Ontology annotation, biological process: regulation of transcription by RNA polymerase II. The record is from RefSeq and is a predicted model, not a curated record.
AAGGCAGUGGGCGGGGCUUAAAUAAUUAAGUUAUAAAAUGGGCGUGGUUCAGAAUGGGGGCGGGGCUUACACGCCAGAUUUACGCGAGGGGCGUGGCUUAACCGGAUGUCCGGAGCGUGUGGGCCGUGCCCUAGGCGGCGGGGGCUCAGGGCGCAGGCGCACGUUGCUUAGCUCGCCUACCGGAAGCGGCCUAGGCUCUCCCCGUCCGCGUCCCCGAGCCAGUGCGCAGGCGCACUUCUCUUUCCCGGUCGCCGCCACCGCCUCCUCUUUCCGCUUCUCCAAGCCGGCGCCUCGGAGACGGGCGCGACUUCCGCUUCCGGGCGGGCGGGCAGGCGGGCGGCGCGGGGCUGCCGGGGAGGGGGAGGGGGCGGCACUUCCGGUCGGGCCCUCGGGUCUCCCCGGAGCGGCGGCGCCUCCUCCGCCUCCUCGGCCUCCUCCCGGCGGAGACCCCUGCGCCGGUGGAAACAGCUGCCUGUUUAGCUCCAGGCUCCAAUGAAACACUUCUGCUGUACCUCCCUCCUUUCCCCAAGCCAGGGUCUGCCGUCGCCCACCCCGCCCGAGAUGGAGGCAAACGCAGCGGGCGGUGCCGCCGGGGGCGGUGGGGGCAGCGGCAUAGGGGGCGAGGACGGGGUUCACUUCCAGAGCUACCCCUUCGACUUUCUGGAGUUCCUCAACCACCAGCGCUUCGAGCCCAUGGAACUGUACGGGGAGCACGCCAAGGCGGUGGCCGCCCUGCCCUGCGCCCCCGGGCCGCCGCCCCAGCCCCCGCCCCAGCCCCCUCCGCCCCAGUACGACUACCCGCCUCAGGCGACCUUCAAACCCAAGGCGGAGGCGCCGUCCUCGUCCUCGUCCUCCUCGUCGUCGUCCUCGUCGUCGUCGUCGUCGUCCUCCUCGCAGGCCAAGAAGCCCGACCCGCCCCUGCCGCCCGCCUUCGGGCCCCCUCCGCCCCCCCUAUUUGAUGCUGCCUUCCCCGCCCCGCAGUGGGGCAUCGUCGACCUGUCUGGACACCAGCACCUUUUUGGGAACCUGAAACGCGGAGGGCCCGCGACCGGGCCGGGGGUGACCCCGGGGCUGGCCUCUCCCACCGGGACCCCGGGGCCGCUUCCCGCCCCCUCACAGACCCCUCCGGGGCCCGCCGCAGGGGCGGCGGCCUGCGACCCGGCCAAGGACGACAAGGGCUACUUCCGGAGGCUCAAGUACCUGAUGGAGCGGCGCUUCCCCUGCGGCGUGUGCCAGAAGUCCUUCAAGCAGUCCUCGCACCUGGUGCAGCACAUGCUGGUGCACUCAGGCGAGCGGCCCUACGAGUGCGGCGUCUGCGGCCGCACCUACAACCACGUGUCCAGCCUCAUCCGCCACCGCCGCUGCCACAAGGACGUGCCGCCCGCUCCCGGGGGCCCGCCGCAGCCCGGGGCGCCCCUCCCGCCGCUGGGCCUGCCGGCGCCCGCGGCCGGCGCACCCCCCGCCGCCCCCACCCCCGUGCCCUCCGGCCCUCCCGCCCCGCCCCCAGCCGCCGCCGCCGCCGCCGGAGCCGGAGCCGCCGUGGCCUCCAGCGUGGCGGAGGCGGCCGGAGCCCCCGCUGGGGUGGGCGUGCCCCCUCCCGCGGCGGGGGGCGGCGAGGGCCCGUUUGCCUGCCCGCUGUGCUGGAAGGUCUUCAAGAAGCCCAGCCACCUCCACCAGCACCAGAUUAUCCACACCGGCGAGAAGCCCUUCUCCUGCUCCGUGUGCAGCAAGAGCUUCAACCGCAGGGAGAGCCUCAAGCGGCACGUGAAGACGCACUCUGCCGACCUCUUGCGCCUGCCAUGCGGCGUCUGCGGGAAGGCCUUCCGCGACGCCGCCUACCUGCUCAAGCACCAGGCGGCCCACGCGGGCGCGGGCGCGGCGGGACCCCGGCCCGUGUACCCCUGCGACCUGUGUGGCAAGUCGUACUCGGCGCCCCAGAGCCUGCUCCGCCACAAGGCGGCGCACGCCCCGCCCGCCACCGCCCCGGACGCGCCCAAGGACGCGGCGGCCGCGGUCGCGCAGCCCCCGCCAGCCUUCCCUGCAGGCCCCUACCUCCUGCCCCCGGACCCUCCGGCCACGGACAGCGAGAAGGCCGCGGCGGCCGCGGCGGCCGUGGUGUACGGCGCCGUGCCCGUCCCGCUCUUGGGGGCGCACCCGCUGCUGCUGGGCGGGGCUGGCACCAGCGCGGCGGGCGGCGCGGGCGCCAGCGUCCCCGGAAAGACCUUCUGCUGCGGCAUCUGCGGGCGGGGCUUCGGGCGACGCGAGACUCUGAAGCGCCACGAGCGCAUCCACACGGGCGAGAAGCCCCACCAGUGUCCCGUGUGCGGGAAGCGCUUCCGGGAGUCCUUCCACCUGAGCAAGCACCACGUGGUGCACACCCGCGAGCGGCCCUACAAGUGCGAGCUGUGCGGCAAGGUCUUCGGCUACCCGCAGAGCCUCACCCGCCACCGCCAGGUGCACCGCCUCCAACUGCCCUGCGCCCUGGCUGGGGCUGCGGGCCUCCCGGCCACGCAGGGUGCGCCCGGGGCCUGUGGGCCAGGCGCCUCGGCCGCCUCUGCCGGGGCCGCCGAUGCCCUGAGCUAUGCCUGCUCGGACUGCGGCGAACACUUCCCGGAUCUCUUCCACGUGAUGAGCCACAAGGAGGCCCACAUGGCAGAGAAGCCGUACGGCUGCGAUGCCUGCGGCAAGACCUUCGGCUUCAUCGAGAAUCUCAUGUGGCACAAGCUGGUCCACCAGGCUGCCCCCGAGCGCCUGCUCCCGCCCACACCCGGGGGUCCCCAACCCCCGGAUGGCUCCAGCAGCGCCGACGCGGCCAGCGUGCUGGACAACGGGCUGGCGGGAGAGGUGGGGGCGGCCGUGGCUGCCCUGGCGGGGGUGUCCGGGGGUGACGACGCCAGCGGGACGGCGGUGGCGGGGGGCGGCGGGGGUGCCAGCUCGGGCCCUGAGCGCUUCAGCUGCGCCACGUGUGGCCAGAGCUUCAAACACUUCCUGGGCCUGGUGACUCACAAGUACGUGCACCUGGUGCGGCGGACCCUAGGCUGUGGCCUCUGCGGCCAGAGCUUCGCCGGUGCCUACGACCUGCUCCUGCACCGCCGCAGCCACCGGCAGAAGCGGGGCUUCCGCUGCCCGGUGUGCGGCAAGCGCUUCUGGGAGGCGGCCCUGCUGAUGCGCCACCAGCGCUGCCACACGGAGCAGCGGCCCUACCGGUGCGGCGUGUGUGGCCGAGGCUUCCUGCGCUCCUGGUACCUGCGGCAGCACCGCGUGGUGCACACCGGCGAGCGCGCCUUCAAGUGCGGCGUGUGCGCCAAGCGCUUCGCGCAGUCGUCCAGCCUGGCGGAGCACCGGCGGCUGCACGCCGUGGCCCGGCCCCAGCGCUGUGGCGCCUGCGGCAAGACCUUCCGCUACCGCUCCAACCUGCUGGAGCACCAGCGGCUGCACCUGGGGGAGCGCGCCUACCGUUGCGAGCACUGCGGGAAGGGCUUCUUCUACCUGAGCUCGGUGCUGCGCCACCAGCGCGCCCACGAGCCGCCGCGGCCCGAGCUCCGCUGCCCUGCCUGCCUCAAGGCCUUCAAGGACCCCGGCUACUUCCGUAAACACCUGGCGGCGCACCAGGGCGGACGGCCCUUCCGCUGCUCCUCCUGUGGGGAGGGCUUCGCCAACACCUAUGGCCUCAAGAAACACCGCCUGGCGCACAAAGCCGAGGGCCUCGGGGGACCUGGGGCAGGGGCGGGCGCCUUGGCCGGAAAAGAUGCCUGACCAGGAGGGGGUUCCCAUCCGCCACUCCAAUCAGAUGUCCCCUCUCAACCCCUCCCCUCCUUCUCUCCAGUUGCUGAUCAGACUCUUAACCCCUCCUCGCUGUUGCCCAGCCAUCCUUCAGAACUUCGGACAGACUAGCCUCCUUGCAGGCUCAUGAUGCCGCACAGACUCCCGUCCCGGACGUCUCUGGCCCUCCCCUCAGCCCGUCAGACACUGAACUUGACCCUCCGUCCAACUCCGUUUUGUAACCUUCAUCAGCGCCCCCUCCCCCAGCAGCAUUCUGUCCCCCGAUAAGCUUUGGUGGAGGAUGUGGGUCUGAACUGCCCUUCCCCAUUCCUUUGGGAUCUGGCUGGAACCGAGUAUGCGUGGAGUUGGGAGGGCACAAGGGGGACUGGGUGCUCUUUUGGAUUGUGGGGGUGGGGGCGGGGUGGUAGACGCGGCUUGUACAGAGCGGAGAAUAAUAAAUCGUAUCAACAGGGCUACCAGAGUCCUUUCUUGUAUCCCAGGGAGAGGGGAUUAAGCGCUGACAAAGUUGAGAACUUUUGUUUCCCAGGGAUUUUGAUUCCCCGACACCCUCUGCCUCACCCUCAGGCUUUCUGCUUUGCCUCAUCCAAAUGACAAUUACUGAGGAUUUACCGUAUCCAAGCUUCAGUCUGCACGUUGGGCAAAGGGAGAUGAACAAGACAGGUAAGUUUCUGUUCUCAGAAACUCACAGUGUGCCUGGACUCCUUCCCCUUUUGAGAUGUUUUUGGCGUUUGUUCGUCUGGCCCACAUUUCCAGAAGCCCUCCCCCACCCCCCAACGUCUGCUGGGUCCUUCACUGGACACCGGGGAAACAUGAAUUGGACACGCUCCUUGCCCUCAAUGGAGGAGAACCCCUGUGUUCCCGCGUUGCACAGACUCCUCGACCAUCGCACCCAUCUGUCCAGGAUAAUUGGGAGGGGCUUCAAAAGCCCUUCCACGGCGCUCACUUCCGUUGUUGGAACAGUGAGCCAGCUAUGUGCUCUCUGUGUUGUUAUCCCAUCUGUCCGAAGAGGAGGCGGAGGUCCUGGAGAAGAAAGAGGCUCCAGGGACUCCCAGCAAAUCCACAGUAGAACGGGGACUGCAGGCCCAGGGUGCUCAGUGCUGGGACUGGAAGACAAAGCUGGUUCAGGGGGCAUGGCCUGGGCAGGUUCGGCUUGACCCACUCCGGGGCAGCAACCUAGUGUGGCCAACCUAUGGCAAUGCUGAAGACCUGGACUGAGAGAGUCCUUGUGCCAGGGCCCCAGGGUUCGAAAGUCCCACGGACCCAGAGCCACACCACAAAACGUCCACAGAAUUAUCCCUGAGGGCAGAGAGCAUGGAGGAGUCGCUUUGUGAGGCUGGGGGGUAGCCAAGCUCCCUGGAGGAGAAAGUAAUGCCUGAACAAUAACAAGCCACAGAAGCUUGCCAGGUAAAGUGGGCACAGAAUUCUGGGUGGAGGGUUGAGUGUGUUUAACUGAACCCAGCUGUU